GCCCUAAUCGGACCAAACCCUAGGGUUUACUCUAACCGGACCACUAAACCCAUCUUUUUCUCUCAAUUUUCCAGAAAAAACCAUUCCCUUUCUUCAUCUUCUUCCAGGUCCCGCUCUCCUUCUGCAACUACCCUCUUCAUUUCUCUUCGUUUUCCCGUUCUUCUCUUCAAUUUGAGCUUGUUUUUCUCUCGCGGUGAUGGAGUUGGAAGGCGUGGGCUACUGCGUGGACGACACCUCUCUGUGGUUUCGCUCUGUUUUGGAAGCUCUGACGGUGGAGACUGUUCUCACCGCUGCAAACUCUCUUUCUUGGUUUUUGGCCACGGCAGGAGCUCUGUUAAAUGAUGUCAAUGCUCCACCAGGAUUCGCUGCAAUUGGGAAAAAGUUUCCUUUUGAAGAACUUCACGCAAAGAACAAUCCUGAUAAGGAAAAUGUAGAUGGCAGUGAAUCAGAGGAUGAUAAAGAUGGAGAUGAAGUUGAUGAUGACGAUGAUGAUGAUGCAAAUGGCCCGGAUGGUGGGGAAGAUGUAGAAGAUUUCUCGGCCGGAGAAGGGGACGAUGGUGAUCUAGAGGAUGACCCUGCAGCGAGUGGCAAUGGAAAGGCAGGAGGUGAUGAGGAAGACGAUGGAGAAGAAGAUGACAAUGAUGAAGACGACGACGACGACGAUGAGGAUGAGGACGAUGAAGAUUUCUCGGCUGACGAAGUGGAUGAGGUUGAUCAGGAAGAUGGCCCUGUAGCACGUGGAAAUGGAAGAAUAGAAGUCGGUGAGGAGGACGAAGAUGAUGAAGAUGACGACGAUGACGACGACGAUGGAGAUGAGGAUGAUGACGACGACGAAGAAGAGGAAGAUGACGAGGAUGAAGACGAUGAUGAGGAAACACUCGAACCACCGGCGAAGAGAAGGAAGUGAGAAUGGUGAUUGGCUCUUUUCUUUUUCCAUUAUCAGUUGUGCCCUUCCCCAUUGUAUCAGGAGUUGGAAGUUAUCGGUGAGGGGAAUUUAGCUAGUCAGCCUUCAAAUUUAGAGGUGACAUUGUUCUUAGUGAACUUCCUAUAUUUAUGUUGUGGAUCCACAUUAUAUAUCACAAUUUGUUCUCUCUAGAA
Messenger RNA from Cucurbita pepo subsp. pepo (vegetable marrow), 1098 nucleotides. Lineage: Eukaryota; Viridiplantae; Streptophyta; Magnoliopsida; Cucurbitales; Cucurbitaceae. The record is from RefSeq and is a predicted model, not a curated record.